Molecule: messenger RNA, 309 nt
Organism: Symbiodinium necroappetens
Lineage: Eukaryota; Dinophyceae; Suessiales; Symbiodiniaceae
Source: the annotation of a GenBank genome assembly
AUGAGGCAGCACAGGACUCUGGGCGUACUCAUCUUUGCCGCGAUCAUGUGGAUCUCAGAGGCAAUUCCCAUACCACUCACAGGUAUGAUGGUGGGGCCGCUCCUCUUUCUGCUGGACGUCUGUCGUCUCGGCCGCUCUCUCUCCGCUUACUUCAGCAAUGUGACGCUGGUACUUUUCGGAAGCUCCUUCAUCUCUAUCGCCAUGGAGCGACACGGCCUCGAUGCGCGCUUCGCAAAGGCCCUCACGAACUGCUCCUGGGUGGAGUCGAAGCCUACGAGGAUGCGCAUGGCCAUGAUGUUGGCUGGCUGU